This is a messenger RNA of Toxotes jaculatrix (banded archerfish), 505 nucleotides long. RefSeq names its product cytochrome b-c1 complex subunit 9 (gene uqcr10). The transcript is spliced from 2 exons. Bases 14 to 205 code for a protein of 63 amino acids. NCBI's taxonomy places the organism in Eukaryota, Metazoa, Chordata, Actinopteri, Toxotidae. Gene Ontology annotation, biological process: mitochondrial electron transport, ubiquinol to cytochrome c. The record is from RefSeq and is a predicted model, not a curated record.
CUCUUCUACCAUCAUGGCGCUGACUAAAUCUGUCUACAAUCUGCUCUUCAGGAGAACCUCUACUUUCGCUAUAACCAUCAUGGUUGGAGCAGUCUUCUUUGAACGACUAUUUGACCAAGGCGGUGAUGCGAUUUUUGAGCAAAUUAAUCACGGGAAACUAUGGAAACACAUCAAACAUAAUUACGAGAACAAAGACGAGGAAUAGGACGCCUUCCCCGGGGUCAUCUAAGGCUGAAGUUCAACUGUUGUCACACUUCCAUCAUCCAUUCUUCCUGGACUCCACACCCGAAUCAAGCAGCAGUCAACAUGGACAAUGUGCACAAAGUCAUGCUCAGGCUGGCAGCGGCUACCAGGGGACCUGUUGGAGAUGAUUCGCUGUCCAGAUCACCAUGAAGAUGGAGCAAUGGUUCCUGCCACCUCGUCCCACCUCCCUGUUGUUAUAUGUAAUGCCAUCGUUUCCCUCACAGAUUGUUAAUGGUUAAAUUAAACAUGUGUUAAUGUCUUA